GAAAGUUGAUUAGAAGUUGCAGUUAGAUUUUUUGAGAUGUACUUGUCCAGUGACCGCUGUUGUUGUCCUCCAGUGAGGGAAAGUGGUCGACCUGAUCUUUCCUGUUCAGUUAAUAAUCCUGUUGCAUUUAAGCGAGCGAUAGCACGACAAACAGUUCGGCGAUCACAAUCCAGUUGAUGUGCUAUUGUAUUGAAUGUCUUGUUUGGCUUUUGUGCUUCUUUCACCGCAAAUAAACAUUCCUCAUGUGCCAAAUUUCGAAUUUUUUAAUGGUUUCUAGUAUUUAAUCAAUUUAAAACAAAAAACUUAAAGAAAUAAAAAAGCUGAAUAUGAGUAACGAAGUAUCUAAGAACAGUAUAUGUGAUAAUAAUAUUAUCUUUUUUUAAUGUCAUUAUAAAGCGUAAAAUAAAUGAUAUAGUCAGCGGGCGAAACUUUUGUCGUCGACUAAUUGGACAUUAUCGACACUAAAUCAAAUUUUUAAUUAAACUGUUUCGUACCGAACCUGUGCUUUUGCAUUGAUACCACUAGAAAAUCCAUGUCGUAUUGGUUACACUCACACGUAAUGUUCCUAACAAUUUCGAAAGUCGAAUGUAAGGCAAAUCAAUUAGAUACAUUUCUCAUUACUGAUUUCGUAUGCAAUUGUGAAUCAUUUUUUAGCCUUCAGUAAAUAUUUUUACACACUUUUGCUCUUUCUUCAAACAAACCAUGAAGUCUCUAUGGCGUGUUGUUAUCAUGCAAAACUAAAAAUAAAAUUAAUAGAGAGUAUUUAAGAUUAAUUGGAAAGUACCGGAAAUCAGUUUUGUAUUGAAUUUCGAUUAAUAUCGAUAGUCAUACGAAAGAAAAUUCAAACGAAAUAAAUAAGAAUAUUUUAUUAUUAUUCAUAAUCUUUAUUUACUUUUUUUAGGCAGAUAAAAAAUUUCUUGAAUCAAAACCAACAUGUUUUCUUAUUGUGGGUAAACCAGGUGUUGGUAAAACAACUUUAGCAAAAAAAUUAGCUGAUGAUUGGCAUGCUGAACUUAUUAAUAUUCCUCAUCUUAUAACAACAAAUAUAAAACAAAAAACUGAAAUUGGUAUGCAUGCACGUGAAUUACUUGUACAUGGUGAAGCUGUUCCUGAUCAAAUGAUUGCACGAAUGUUACAUAUUAAAAUGCAUUCACCUGAAGUAGCACAUCAUGGCUAUAUUUUGGAUGGAUUUCCAUUAAUGGAUGAAAAUUUAAUGAAAUUACGUGAUCAAAUGGAAGGUAUGAAAAAUUGGCCAUUACCUCCGGAUUAUGUUGUUAAUAUUCGUAUACCUGAUAAUGAUUUAAUUACCAGACGACAAGAAGAAAAAAUUGAUCCUAUGACUGGUACAUUGUAUAUUAAAGAACAAUAUGCACCUACACCCGUCGAAAAAGUAAUUGGUAAACAACAGACAGAUGAUGAUGAUGUAAGUGAUAUUGAUGAUGAUGCUGAUAAUGAUGAUGAAGAAGCUGAAGAAGAAGAACAAGUAACUGAUGAAUUUUUUUCACCUGUACUAACAGAAAUUGUUGAACGAUUAGUAACACGACCUGAAGAUUUAAUGCCUGAUGUUUCUGAUAGUAUUCAAUUUUUUAAAGAUCAAUUAUUACGAAUGCUUGAAGAAUAUAUGGCUAGUUUACCACAAUCAUAUUUAGUUGAACUCGAUGGAAAUAUGUCACCAACAAUUCUAUUUGAACAAUUACUUGAACGUCUUAAUGCAUAUGCACUAAGACGUGCAGCAGUUGUUCAACGAUUUUUUCCACCAGAAGAAGAAGAAGAAGAAAUUCCACAGGAAACAAACGAAAUGGAAAAUGAAGAAGAAGAAGGUGAAAAAGCCGUUCGUAGUGAUCCACAUCGUGCUGAAGAAGCUGCACCAGCUGAUGAAAUGGAUACUGAAGAAUUAAUGCUUUCAUUAACUGGUUCAAAUGCUCUAUCAAAUAAAUAUAAAUGGCAAAGAAGUCGAUGGUUACGUCUUGAUCCUGUUGCUCUUAAACAAGGAAAUCGUGUACCUGGUCGACAAGAUUUAGCUGUUCAUUUUAUGGAUAAAAUAUUUGUUCUUUCAAGUAAAGAAUCAUUAAAAGAAUUUCAAAAAAAUCCUCGUCGAUAUAUAAUUCAACCACGAGCACCAUGUAAACUUUUUCUCUAUGGUCCCCGAUCAUCUGGUAUUGAACAAUUAGCACAAGAUAUUGCUAAAAAAUAUAAUGCAACAGUUAUUGAUAUGGUAUCAUAUGCUCAACCAAAAAUGGAUGAACUUCGUCAACAAUAUAUUGAAAAUAUUAAAAAUGAAGUUCAACGAUCUACUAUUGACAAAUUACAACUACAACUCGAAACAAAAGCUGCAGAAAAAUUAACUGAAGAAGCAACAUCAAAAACUGAUACUAAAAUAGACGAAGAACCGGAACCAUCAAACAGAGAAGACAAUGAAACAACAACUGAUCCAAAUGAUUUCGAACAAACAGAAAAAGCUCCAAACGCUGACGAAGAAGAAGAACAACCGCCAACAUCAACCGAACGUUCGUCACCGCCACCUGCUGAACGUUUGUCACCACCACCCGCUGAACGUUCGUCGCCGUCACCCGCCGAACGUUCAUCAACGUCGCCAACUGAACGUUUGUCACCACCGCCAACCGAACGUUCGUCACCACCACCAACAGAACGUUCGUCGCCACCACCACCACCGCCGCCGGCUGAAGUACCACAAGAGGAUCUUCGUGGUUUAGGUCCUGAAGAUGAAAAAACGCAAGUUGAACCUAUCGGACAAAUAACAGCUGAUCAUCCUGAAGUAAAAAAAGCUGUUGAACAAGCUAUUGAAGAAGCACGUAAUGCAGCUGUUAAUAUACCAGCUGAUGUUUAUGCUGAAUUAAUGCAUAAAGCUAUACAAAAUAUUGAACAAGAACAACGAGAAAAAAAUCCUAAUGGACCUUUAUUUGGUAAUUGGAUAUUUGUUAAUUUUCCAUAUGAUAAUGAAAUUUGGACAUUAUUAAAUGAAAAAAAUAUUCAUCCUGAUGAUGUUCUUGUUUUACAAGAUAGUCAUGCACAAUUAGAAGCAUUACAAAAACGUUGGUAUAAUGCAAAUCGAGUAGAAAUUGAUAGAGAAAUUCGUGAACGUGAAGAACGUGAAGCAAAUGAAAGACGUAUUCUAGAUGAAGAACAAAAACGACGGAUGGAAGAAAUGAAAAUAAUUGCUGAACAAGAACGAAAUGAACGUUUAGUUGAACGACAAAGAAAAAUUGACGCUGGUGAACCAAUGGAUGAUGAAGAUGAAACAGAUGGAAAAGAAAUGGAACAAGCUAUACUUGAAGAUCGAAAUUAUGAACCAAGAAAAGAAGAUUUUAUUGAUAAAAUUCCAGAAACAAUACCAGAAGUUGCGUCAGGUCUUGAUCUGAGUCGUCCUCCACCAUCAAUAUCACCUAUACCAUUUGAUCAAGAAAUUUUACCACCAGCUGGUAUUGAACAAGAAACAUUUAUUCAACAAGCUCGUACUGAUAUAACACGUAUAAAUGAUUUGAUGAAAACUAUAUCAAGUAUUUAUAAUAUUGAACCAAUUUUUAUUGAAUUAAUGAAAGAAGAUGGAGAAAAAUUAAAAGCAAAUGAAGAAUUAUUUCAAGAAUCAUACGACGCACUUGAAAAACAAUUUAAAUAUACUGUACUUGAACAUGAAAAUAAUGAAGAAGAUGUUGAUGAAGAAGAAGAAACAGGAAAUGAAGAUGAAGAAGGUGAUGAUAAUGAAGAAGAAGAAGAAGAAGUUAUUGAUUUAUUUAAAAGUGAUCGAAAAAAACAUCUUGGUGAUACAAGUAUCUAUGAUCCAGUUGCAUUAAUCGAUAAAAAUAUUCUUGUACCUGGAAAACCAGAUUUUACUCUUUCAUAUAAAGCUAAAACAUAUCGUUUUGCUAAUGAAGAUAAUCGAAAUUUAUUCUUACAAACACCAUUUAAAUAUCUAUCAGUCAAUAAACCACCAACAUUACCUGCUAUGCGUAUAGUUCUUAUUGGACCUGAAGGUGCCGGUAAAAGUUUACAUGGACGUGAAUUAGCUAUUAAAUAUAAUACAUUUCAUAUAAAAUUUCGUGAUCGUCUACAAGAAUUAAUUAUUGGUAAAACGAAAAUGAAAAUUGGACCAGAACAUAAUGAAGCACGAGAUGAUCCUGAUCCAGAAGAAGAAGAACAAAAAGAAGAAAAGCCAAUUGAAGAAACUGAAGAAUUAACAGCUGAAGAAGAAAAUAUCAAAGCAUAUUUACAAGAUGGUGAACCUUUAGCACCUGAAAUUCUUGAUAAAAUUGUUAAACCAUGGUGGACUGAAGAACCAUUUCGUUCACGUGGUAUUGUUCUUGAAGGUUUUCCAUCAUCAGAAGAUGAAACUGUUUAUAUGAUUGAUAAUCAAUUAUUGCCUGAUAUUGCUAUUCAACUUGAUGCUGAAAGUAAAGAUAUAUUAAAACGAAUCUUACCAAAACGUAUGGAACAAUGGAAAAUAAAAAUGCAAUUAAGAAAAGAAAAAAAAAUGAAAAAUAAAGCAAAAAAAGAUCGAGAUAAGAAAAAAGCUAUGGAUGAACGACGAGCUGAAUUAAUUCUUGAACGAGAAAAACGCAUCGAAGCAGGUGAAACAGUCGAAGAUGAUGAAAUCGAACAGACGUUAGCUAGUGAAUUUCAGACCGAAGAAGAAGAAGGUGAUGUAAUACAAGACGAAGAAGAUGCCAAUACAGCAAAAGGUCGUAUUGGUGAAAUGAUUGAACAACAAGCAAAUGAUGCAAAAGACAAAAUCGACGGCGUUAAAAAAGUUUUUCAACAAGAAUAUGUUCCAUUUGCAAUUGUUAAUGCAUCAGAUAAAUCACGUUAUGUUAAAAAUCGUAUUAGUAAAAAAAUUGAACGAUUUACAACAUUACGUCAAAAUGUAUUCGAACGUGUUUAUCCAAUAAAAGCUCAAUUAGCACAAAAAUUAAUCGAUAUUGGUUAUUUACAUUAUUCGAAAUUUGGAAAAUUUUGUCCUGUAUCAUUACAUAAUGGUGAUUGUUUUCCACCACCAUUUGGACCUGAUAAACCUCCUUGUACAGUUGUCUAUCGAAAAUAUGUUUAUUAUUUAACUGAUGAUGAAGCACGAAAUGAAUUUAUUAAAAAUCCAAUGUUUUAUGUUCGUCGACCACCACCAAAAUCACUCAUUCCAGCUAAAAUUGCGAUUCUUGGUCCACCAAAAUCUGGCAAAACAACUGGUUUGUUUGUUUUUCAUAAAAUACAAUCUAAAAUGAGUAUUGAAGCACAGGAGUAA
Rotaria sp. Silwood2 is the source of this 5251-nucleotide messenger RNA. NCBI's taxonomy places the organism in Eukaryota, Metazoa, Rotifera, Eurotatoria, Philodinida, Philodinidae. The record is from the annotation of a GenBank genome assembly.